Molecule: messenger RNA, 987 nt
Organism: Gryllus bimaculatus (two-spotted cricket)
Lineage: Eukaryota; Metazoa; Arthropoda; Insecta; Orthoptera; Gryllidae
Source: the annotation of a GenBank genome assembly
CCGCCAUGUUGAUCCUGACGUGGGCGCCGCUGUGCUUGCUCCUGGCCCGGGCCGCGCCGCCGGCCGCCGCCGCGCGCAAGGAGGAAGGGCUGAACGUGCUGGGCGGGGAGGACGUCGCUGCCAACCAGUACGACUACGUGGUGGGAGUUUACAAUACGCCGAAGAACUCUAGAACUUACUCCGUUUGCUCCGGGUCCAUAAUUAAUGCUCAUUGGGUAUUAACUGCAGGACACUGUGUGGAAAAUUCAAGUCCCUCAACGCACGUGGUGGAAGUGGAAGCGGGGGCAAAAUCUCUGGCAAACGCUCAGACUGUACGCGCAGAGAAGUGGUUCACCCACGAACGCUAUCGGAGCCUUAAGGAUACCACAACGCGCGUGUAUUACGAUAUUGCCCUGAUAAAGCUUCAUGACUCAGUGUUACAAGUCCGCAACACAGCAAUCGCCACGUUACCGUCUUCGGGGAGAGACGAUCCUGGUCGAAGCUCUACAGUCGAAAUCGUUGGCUUCGGAACAGAAGGACAAGGCAGUUUAGCAACCAAACGAAAAGGUAUCUUGAAGAAAGCAGAAAUGAAAGUGCAAGGUACCUGCCGAAACACCUUACCUUCAUCGUACUGCAUCAAAGUUGUAGAUGCCACCGGAAGAUCAUGUCCUGGCGAUUCCGGCGGACCUAUGGUGUACCGCGGCCGCGUGGUGGGCGUGAGCUCCACCGGCAAUCCAUGCACAACAAAACGCGGGGACGCGCAGUACACCAGGGUGUCCAGUUUCCUCGACUGGAUCAACCAGAAGAUCCGACAGGAGUGAACGAGGCACCAUUUACCUCCAUCGCCACCCUUUCUUUGUCUUUUCGUCUGCUACCAGAGUGAUGGCAGCAACAAUGCGAUACUGGCAUUUCUAGGCCAGUGCUGUUGUAAGCAUUUGACCUAUUCGACUAUCUACAAAACAGUUGUUCAUUAUUUUUGUAACAACAGAAUUAAAUUAAAAUAUGCUC